AAGGCCAAAAGAGGGGUACGUGGGAAAGAUGGAAAGAGCGAUGUGGUCGAUUCUGGUAAAUUCUGUAUUGAUUAGCCUCGUUUGAUGGCCAUAAGGCCUCUGCAAUUCAUCAUCUCCAAUCCCAAUCGGCUCUUCUCUUCUUUCUCCUCCCUCUUCCCCUCUUCUCUUCUCUCUCCCCCAUCCUCACCACCACCUCCACCUCCCUCUAUCCUCCUUCGUUCUCUCUCUUCUCGUUCUCCUCUGUCCCUUCCUCAACCACCCCACCGUCGAAAACAGAAACAAAAACAACCUCCGUCGCCGUCGCCGCCACCGCCACCGCCACCACCACCACCACCGUCGCACCGCCUUAGGCCGUAUUUUUUGCUGUCGGAAACCCUGGCGCAGAAGAUCGGGAAAUCCAUCCGCCGCCCCGGCGCCCCCUCCAAGGCUAGGGUUUACACCGACGUCAAUGUGAUCCGUCCCAAGGAGUACUGGGAUUACGAAGCCCUCACCGUUCAAUGGGGGGAACAGGACGAUUAUGAGGUUGUAAGGAAGGUUGGGAGAGGGAAAUACAGUGAGGUUUUCGAGGGCAUUCACUGCACCAAUAACGAGAAAUGUAUUAUCAAGAUCCUUAAACCUGUUAAGAAGAAGAAGAUCAAGAGGGAAAUUAAAAUUCUGCAGAACAUUUGUGGCGGGCCAAACAUUAUAAAAUUGCUUGAUAUUGUUAGAGAUCAGCAAUCAAAGACCCCAAGUCUAAUAUUUGAAUAUGUCAAUAAUACAGAUUUCAAAGUGCUAUAUCCCACACUUUCUGACUUUGAUAUUCGAUAUUACAUCUAUGAGCUUCUAAAGGCAUUAGACUACUGCCACUCUCAAGGUAUUAUGCAUCGAGAUGUGAAGCCCCAUAAUGUGAUGAUUGAUCACGAGCAGCGUAAGCUUCGUCUUAUAGAUUGGGGCCUUGCAGAGUUCUACCAUCCUGGGCAAGAGUACAAUGUUCGUGUUGCUUCAAGAUACUUUAAAGGUCCUGAGCUUCUUGUUGAUUUGCAAGACUACGACUAUUCUUUAGACUUGUGGAGCCUAGGUUGUAUGUUUGCUGGAAUGAUAUUCCGCAAGGAACCAUUUUUCUACGGGCAUGAUAAUUAUGAUCAACUGGUCAAAAUUGCUAAGGUACUUGGGACAGAUGAAUUAAAUGCUUAUCUCAACAAGUACCGCUUAGAGUUAGAUCCACAUCUUGCUGCCCUUGUAGGGAGGCAUAGCAGGAAACCAUGGACUAAAUUCAUUAAUGCUGAAAAUCAACGUCUGGCUGUUCCAGAGGCAAUUGACUUCCUCGACAAGCUGCUGCGAUAUGAUCACCAUGAAAGGCCAACUGCGAAAGAAGCAAUGGCUCAUCCUUACUUUUACCCAGUAAGAAAUGCUGAAAGCAGCAAAACGCGUGCCUAGUGGAUUGAGCCCGCCGAAAAAUGGUGAGUUUGGUCAGGUCUCGCCUUCUUCUGCAAUUUGGCUUUACUUCUUCAUUGAGUUAGUUAACCUUUGAAUUGUUUAGAAUGUGUUUUCCCUUUGUCAUUGAAAUUUAAGUUUGUAUUUCUGGUCAUAUUUCUAGUGGACUUGUAUCAGUCUAAAUAUUCUGUCUGAAUUUUGCGUGUUGCCAUGAAUAAGAAUCAUUUUAUCAAGUUUGACGAUUUAAAGAGAGAUUGUAUCUGUUUGAUAUUUUCUUCAUUC
Camellia sinensis is the source of this 1695-nucleotide messenger RNA. The record is from RefSeq and is a predicted model, not a curated record. Lineage: Eukaryota; Viridiplantae; Streptophyta; Magnoliopsida; Ericales; Theaceae.